Molecule: messenger RNA, 9511 nt
Organism: Clupea harengus (Atlantic herring)
Lineage: Eukaryota; Metazoa; Chordata; Actinopteri; Clupeiformes; Clupeidae
Product: neurexin-2
Exons: 23
Coding region: 2352-6863 (1503 amino acids)
Source: RefSeq, a predicted model, not a curated record
CAGAUGUGUUUAUGUGAUGUUUGACUCUGAAUGCUUUGGUUUUUGUUUUCAUUUUGUGUUUGCAAUUGUGCCCGCUUGAGAAUUGGGAUCCACUGGCUACGUGACAAAAACAUUGCAGCAUGCCGUGUCAUUUCGGGGACAUUUGGUUUGUAUCUCGGGUGUUGUAAGUCUUAAGGGCGGUCAGGUGUCGUUGUCUCAAGCCAUUGUAGGCUUUUCACGUAAACAAAAUAAACUUAAAAUCGUCUACGUUCCCGAAAGCAUAAAAACCAACGCACUGUUUUGAGGGGACGUGGACAUGUUAGUUGUUCUGUUCGGAGAUGCUCGGCUGAGGAGCAGACGGGCAGGAGUGCGCGGUUUGUCAGCGUGGGAAUUACAUAUGGUAUGCGUGUGUGUGAACGAGAGAUGCAAAGAUCUCAGACAUGAUUGUUUUCCAAUAUGUAUGAGCAGGAGGUCGAAAAUAAACUACUCUGAAAAUAUUCUGAACCAUUUAUUUUUCAUUUUCUUUUUUUCGGUUCAGUUUCUCACCUUAGGUGAUUUUGUGGUGUGCGGUUUCCCAGAUCCCACGGGCAUAGACAGUUGGGUAUCACGAUUUAAAUCUCACGCUCAUAAUGAUAAACGCGGAGAAUCGUCAACAAUGUGGAAAUUGAUGCUGUCGGUCGAUAUUCGCAAUUCCAGGUUGGGAUUGAUUUGCGUCUUCCUGUGAGAGUCAAGAUAAGUGUCCUAGCCUUUUGGGCUUCUCUGUUCCAGACGUAGCCUGACAGCAAGUUUUAAAACGCGUCUCUAGAAAACAACCUCUUGGUGCCUACCCCUAAAAUAACCCAAAUAAGAGGAUGGGAGUUCUUUAAUUUAUGUUUUGCUACACGCAGUAAAUGGCACUUGAGUGUGUAAAUAGCUGCUCAACUGCAUUAGUGUUGCAAUGAAGCAGCGGGAAUUGUCUGGGAUAUAUCAGCCUGGUCGCACGGUUAUUCAAAGAAAGGAUUUUGUGUUGUCGUAUCGUCGGCCAAGCGCGCCGUUUACUCUUCCUUACAGGCCUGCGUGGGAUGGUGGUAUUUUAGCAUUAAUAGGGUGCCCGCAGGCGUGAUGUGUCCUGCUUACAUUAGUCUAUAAACUAGUGUUGGAGAGACGUGGUCUGUGUUCAGACAUACCGAAAGCAUCACCCACAUCCUUUGUGAACAAAUAUGAUCACGCAGAAUAUAGAUACGCUCAUAUAUUACGACCUUAAUUUUUUUUGUACCCCAGUGCAGUGCCCAUAUUAUAUGCGUUGAAUUCUGUUUAUGUGGAGUUUCAGUCAAAACCCCGUUUUUUUUGCCACUAUACGUUAGCCCACUGGGGUGCGUAAUGGGGUCUCCUUCCAGAGCCGCAAAAUUAACCAGCAAACAGACUCGUGUUCUGCGACGGGUGGAAAUAUUUCAUUAGCUGUCUGCUACCAUUACAGCGACUUUACCCGCCACUGCUUUCCUACUGUCACGUUCAAGAUUCAUUGUCCCUAUUCUAACGGAAGUUUUGCUGUGUGUAUGCGGAGGUUUCCUCACAGAUAUGCCGGAGCGAGCGGCGAAACAAAGCUGGUGCCUGGAGUUCCGGAGCAUGCUAGAAUCUGUAUGGGAUCGGACCAGCGGGGUGUCUGUGUGAGGUUCUGAACCAUGAGCUCCGGCUGCAGACUGCUGAAUUUUGGAUAGCUCACACACUCGCGUUGGCCAUCCAGCACACACACGGACACACAUACACACACACGUGCUCACUGCUGUGAACGUGUCGCGGCACCUACUCUCCCUCCCUCUCCCUGAAGAAAAAAACCCAGCGGAGAGAUUGGAACUCCUGGAUUCCCUCUUUCCCAUUUCCUUAAAAAGGUUUCAGCUGGACUCGUCUCGCUGUCUUUGUGGACAGGGAUUUAAUUGUCGUGAUAGAAUUAGCCCAACCAACCGCAUAUAUUGUUUCUCCAGGAUCAGAGGCUUCAGCCAAUGGAGAGGCGAAGACGAGAGUCAGGCUAGAGCAGCAGAAAAGGAAUAAUAAAAAAAAAGAAAACGGGAGGAGAAAAAAAACCACCGAGGAGGAGAAAGUGCUGAGCUGUUAGUGAGGUGAAUUGGGACCUGCGAGGUUUGCUUUCCGCGCACAACUCCAAACAGUGGGCUCAUCUGUGUAUCGGAGCGAUCAGCAGCUUCAUCUGCUCCCAGUGCCCAGCGGCGGGACCAGAACAAACAAAAUAAACAUCAAAACAAAAACAAACACUCGCAAAAAGAAAACGCAGAACACACAAUCCCAAACGAGUGUCGAGUGAGAAGGGGGCCCAGAUCUGAUCUGAACCACACACUCACACACACACACACACAGACACACACAUACACACAGUGUUUAUGUGUAAAAGAGUAAGUACUCGGCCGUCAAACAUGACCGCGGAGCAGAGUGUGUGUUUGCGGUGUCCCCUGGCGGCCCUGGCGCUCAUGUGCCUGCUGCUAUCGGCACGGGCGAUCGAGUUCGGGGGCGCCCCGGGCCAGUGGGCUCGCUAUGCCCGCUGGGAGGCCGGAGCGGUGGGCGAGCUGAGCUUCAGCCUGAAGACCAACGUCAGCAAGGCGCUGGUGCUCUACCUGGACGACGGCGGCAACUGCGACUUCCUGGAGCUGCUGGUCGCCGGCGGGCACCUGCAGCUGCGCUUCGCCAUCCACUGCGCCGAGCCGGCCAUGCUGCACAUGGAGACGCGCGUCAGCGACGACCGCUGGCACAUGGUGCUGCUCACGCGCAACUACCGCGAGACCAUGCUCAUGGUGGACGGCGAGACCAAGAUGGCCGAGGUGCGCUCCAAGCGCAAGGAGAUGGCGGUGGUCAGCGACCUGUUUGUGGGCGGCAUCCCGCCGGACGUGCGCCUGUCGGCGCUCACCUCCAGCACGGUGAAGUACGAGCCGCCCUUCCUGGGCCUCAUCUCCAACCUGAAGGUGGGCGAGAUGCCCCCCACGCUGGUCAACAGCCAGGGCAUCCAGAGCGACCUGGAGUACCUCUGCACCAAGCAGAACCCCUGCCUCAACGGAGGCUUCUGCUCCAUCCAGUUCGGAGAGGUCCACUGCGACUGCUCACUCACACGCUUCAAGGGGAAGUACUGCAAGGAAGAAGAGUAUGCCGUGGAAGGUCUGGCGCACCUGACGUUAAACAACCAAGGUGACUCAUCGCAAGCUGGGAGGGAAGAGUCGGUGGCCACCUUCAAAGGGAACGAGUUCUUCUGCUACGACCUGUCCCUGACACCCAUCCAGAGCAGCACGGACGAGAUCACUCUCUCCUUCCGCACGCUCCAACGCAACGGCCUCAUGCUGCACACGGGGAAGUCGGCCGACUACGUCAACCUGUCCCUGAAGAGCGGCGCCGUCUGGCUGGUCAUCAACCUGGGCUCCGGCGCCUUCGAGGCGCUGGUGGAGCCGGUCAACGGCAAGUUCAACGACAACACCUGGCAUGACGUCCGGGUCACGCGCAACCUGCGGCAGCACGCAGGCAUUGGACACGCUAUGGUAAACAAACUGCAUUAUCUGGUGACCAUAUCAGUGGAUGGUAUUCUCACCACCACUGGCUACACCCAGGAGGACUACACCAUGCUGGGCUCCGACGACUUCUUCUACAUCGGGGGGAGCCCCAACACGGCCGACCUGCCCGGAUCCCCAGUCAGCAACAACUUCAUGGGCUGCCUCAAGGACGUGGUGUACAAGAACAAUGACUUCAAGCUGGAGCUCUCCCGCCUCGCCAUCGAGCGUGAGCCCAAGAUCACUCUCUACGGUGACCUGGUGUUCCGCUGUGAGGACGUGGCGGCGCUGGACCCCGUCACCUUCGAGACGCCCGAGUCCUACAUCGCCCUGCCCAAGUGGGACACCAAGAAAACGGGUUCCAUCUCCUUUGACUUUCGCACCACGGAGCCCAGCGGCCUCCUGCUCUUCAGCCACGGAAAGAUCCAGAACCCCAAUGAGCAGCGCGUGGCCCGCGACCUGAAGGCCGACUACUUCGCCAUGGAGCUGCUGGACGGCUACCUGUUCCUGCUCAUGGACAUGGGCUCCGGCAGCAUCAAGCUCAAGGCCAGCAACAAGAAGGUCAAUGACGGGGAGUGGUGUCACGUGGACUUUCAGAGAGAAGGACGCAAAGGCUCCAUCUCCGUGAACAGUCGCACCAUGCCCUUCAACUCUAAUGAGGGCAGUGACUUCCUGGACCUGGACGGGGACAUGUUCUUGGGCGGCCUGCCGGAGUUACGGCAGGACAUGGUGCUGCCCCCGGAGGUGUGGACGGCGCUGCUGAACUACGGCUACGUGGGCUGCGUGCGCGACCUCUUCAUCGACGGGAAAAGCCGGGACGUGCGCCGCCUGGCGGAGAUCCAGAGCACGCCGGGCGUCAGCAGCUUCUGCACGCGCGAGCUCCAGAAGCGCUGCAGCAGCGCCCCCUGUGCCAACGGAGGACUCUGCAAGGAGGGGUGGAACCGCUACGUCUGCGACUGCACCGGCACCGGCUACCUCGGGCCCAACUGUGAGAUCGAGGCGACGGUGCUGAGCUACGACGGCAGCAUGUACCUGAAGAUCCUCAUGCCGCGGACGAUGCACACGGAGGCGGAGGAUGUGGCGCUGCGCUUCAUGUCCCAGCGCGCCUACGGCCUCCUCAUGGCCACCACCUCCAAAGAGUCCGCCGACACGCUCCGCCUCGAGCUGGACGGGGGGCGCGUCAAGCUCACCGUCAACCUAGAUUGUAUCAGGAUAGACUGUAAUCUCAGUAAAGGGCCUGAGAUGCUGUAUGCUGGACAGAAGCUCAAUGAUAAUGAGUGGCACAUGGUGAAGGUGAUGAGGAGAGGCAAGAACCUGCAGCUCACAGUGGACAACAUCACUACAGAAGGUCAGAUGACGGGCGCCCACACUCGGCUGGAGUUCCACAACAUCGAGACGGGCAUCAUGACGGAGCGCCGUUUCAUCUCGGUGGUGCCGUCCAACUUCAUCGGACACCUGCAGGGCCUGACGGUCAACGGCGUCCCCUACCUCGACCAGUGCAAGAAUGGCGACAUCUCGCACUGCGAGCUCAACGCCCGCUUCGGCAUGCGACACAUCAUCGCCGACCCGGUCAUCUUUCGGAGCAAAGGCAGCUACCUGGCGCUCGCCACGCUACAGGCCUACACCUCCAUGCACCUCUUCUUCCAGUUCAAGACCACCACGGCCGAGGGCCUGCUGCUCUUCAACAGCGGCGACGGCAGCGACUUCAUCGUAGUGGAGCUCGUCAAAGGGUACAUCCACUACGUGUUCAACCUUGGGAACGGGCCGUCGCUGAUGAAGGGCAACUCGGACAAGCCGCUGAACGACAACCAGUGGCACAACGUGGUGGUGUCCCGGGACAACAACAAUGUGCACACGCUAAAGAUCGACUCGCGCACCGUCACGCAGCACUCCAAUGGAGCCCGCAACCUGGACCUCAAAGGAGAGCUGUACAUCGGCGGUGUGGCGAAGAACAUGUAUAACAGUCUGCCCAAACUGAUAGCGUCCCGGGACGGAUACCAGGGCUGUCUGGCCUCAGUGGACCUGAAUGGCAGACUCCCCGACCUGAUCGCAGACGCACUCCACAGAGUGGGACAGGUGGAACGAGGCUGUGACGGACCCAGCACCACCUGCGCGGAGGACUCCUGCUCUAACCUCGGGGUGUGUCUGCAGCAAUGGGAGGGCUUCUCCUGCGACUGCACCAUGACGUCCUACGGAGGGACCUACUGCAGUGACCCUGGGACGACGUACAUCUUCGGCAGGGGAGGAGCCCUCAUCACGUACACCUGGCCGCCCAACGACCGGCCGAGCACCAGGGCAGACCGGCUGGCCGUGGGCUUCAGCACGCAGCUCAAGGACGCUGUGCUGGUCCGGGUGGAGAGCGCGCAGGGACUGGGAGACUACCUGGAGGUUCACAUAGAGCGGGGAAAGGUCGGCGUGAUCUUCAACGUGGGGACGGACGACAUCAGCAUCGAGGAGAGCGCGGUGAUGGUGAGCGACGGCAAGUACCAUGUGGUGCGUUUCACACGCAGCGGCGGCAACGCCACUCUGCAGGUGGACAACCAGCCCGUCAUUGAGCGCUUCCCAUCAGGGAGCUUUGAUAGUGAGCGCCUGGCUAUUGCUAGACAAAGAAUCCCGUUUCGACUCGGUCGAGUAGUUGACGAGUGGCUACUCGAGAAAGGUCGUCAGCUGACCAUCUUUAACAGCCAGGCGUUCAUAAAGAUCGGCGGCGGUGAGAAGGGCCGCCACUUCCAGGGCCAGAUCUCGGGCCUGUAUUACAACGGGCUGCAGGUGCUGAAGCUGGCGGCCGAGGGCAACCCCAACGUGCAGGCGCAGGGCAACCUGCGGCUGGUGGGCGACGUGCCCUCGGUGCUCGCCACCGACACCACCGCCACCACGCCCCUCGCCGACAUGUCCACCACCAUCAUGGAGACCACCACCACUAUGGCAACCACCACCACCCGCAAGCAGCGCUCGCCCACCAUGAGGGACAGUGUCACACAGAACACGGAUGACCUGUUAGUAGCUUCAGCGGAAUGUCCAAGUGAUGAUGAGGACCUUGAGGAGUGUGAGCCGGGAAAUGAUCCGUCCUCGCCGGACCGGGGCCCGCCCGGCGCAGUGGAGGUCAUCCGAGAGUCCAGCAGCACCACCGGCAUGGUGGUGGGCAUAGUCGCCGCGGCAGCGCUCUGCAUCCUCAUCCUCCUCUACGCCAUGUACAAGUACCGCAACCGCGACGAGGGCUCCUACCAGGUGGACCAGAGCCGCAACUACAUCAGCAACUCGGCCACGCAGAGCAACGGCACGCUGGUGAAGGAGAAGCAGCCCGGCACGGCCAAAACCACCACCAAAAACAAGAAGAACAAAGACAAGGAGUACUACGUCUGAGGACUAGACUCUGGAGAGAGAUUGGGGGGGGAGAGGGAGAGGGAGAAGGGAGAGAGAAGGAGAGAGAGAGAGAGGGAGAGGGAGAGGGAGAGAGAGAGGUGGAGGAGAGCGGGUGUUGGAUCAGGUUGGCUUUAAGGUUUCAGCAUUAUCACGUCAAAUCUGGUGUUCAUUUCUAUACAUCCCUAGCUGUUAUAUUAGCUGUUGUCUACAUCCUCUCCUAGCGAUGGGAAACUAGCCUCCAUCCCAUGUGCAUCUCAGACCCGUUCAAAUGACAGGAUUUUAGUCAGAAUGGGAGCCCAUAACAAAACCCUUACGGUCACAGGUUAAUGAAGACUUAGCUAACACAAACCGCCAAACACAUCAUUGUAAUAGCUGUAUGUGCCAAGAUCCAUGAUGUAUUCUUGCAGUUCCAGUAUAAAUCCUCUAGGGGUGGUGUCUGUGGAACAGCGUUUACUAGCCACUAAAGUGAUUCAUCCAUCCGAGGAAGACUUGAAAAUAUUAAAGCUUGAAUCCAUUAGGUGAUUUAGUGUCAAGAAACGCAAAGAAACUAAUCGUAAUGACAGAUUAUGGGUUUGGGAUAGAGAAUGAAAUCCCAAAAUUUCAAGUCCAAUUAGUGUUAAAGGUGUUAGCAUGAGGGAGCGACCGUGGCUAAAUCUCAUCACGUAAAAUACUGCCAGUACAACUCUGUGUCAAAUACGCCAGCUACUCCAGCUAGUAUUCAGGGUCGAACCACCACUUCAGUGAAGCUCUCUCUCUCUCUCUUCCCCUCCCCCCUUCUUCACUCCCUCCCUCUCGCACUCUCGCUCUCUCUCUCUCUCUCUCCGCUCCGCUCCCUCCCAUCUCCGGCUCACCUGCUCUCGUUCUCUCCUGGUGAGUGGUGCCCAGCGGCUGUGUUUCAAGCAUGUAGUGUUCAUAACUGACAAAGAGACACAAACUGUUUUUACUCUGGGACAAAAAAACACAUACUCAGAAAGAGAAGAAAAAAAAGCAAAACAAACAAACCAACACGCAAACAAACAACAAAGUGACUCGCGAAAAUCACCACGACAACUAGCAGCGCAGGAGAGAUGAAGCGACGGAUGCUGCGUUCAGCCACCAAAACUCUCCGAGGCCAAACUACUCCUGAUCGUCUUUUCGUUUUGAUUCAGCAAGAUUAUGUGUCAUGGGGAGGGACUCGGCCUUGACCGUCCACUCCAUCACUGAGACCAGAAAAAAAUAAAAAAUAAUAAAAUAAAAAAUGAAAAAAUAGUUACAGCCACUAAAUGACUCAGUUCUAUAUGAAUAUAUACAUGUAUAGACAAUUACAACAAACACUGGCGGGACCUAUACGGAAGAAUAUCGGAGAUGCUCGACGGUGAGAGUCACAUGAAGAUGGACUUGAGAUUGUUCCGGAAAAGCUUGUCCAGUCAUCUCCCUCCCCCUCAUACCCAGUCCAGUCGGGACAACCUGUCGACGUCCCUGUGUGUGUGUGUGUGGCGAACACAGCCUCUCAGCUUGAACUAUAAGGACAACUAGGAUUCUAGUGUCUGUCAGUUGGUUGGUUUGGUUCCGUUGUUUUGCGUUCCAAGCAGGUUUUUUAUUUUAUUUUAUUUGCGUUCCUUUUGUUCGGCGCCCGUGUGAGAGACUGGGGAUAUGCUUAAGUGCUUCAGUGAGCUGAGCCAAGCUGAGCUGCUGGGAGAGAGACUCUUCAGGAGGAGACAGAGACUCUUCCUGCCUUUGGUGUCACAGUGGACAGCAGAGCAGGAACAAACCAGUGGAAACUUUCAGUGGAAAGAACCAAGCGUGCGCACACACACACAGACAGACACACACACACAAACACACACACACACACACAGACACACACACACACACACACAUGCAUACUGUCCACAUGCUGACAUGCCGGUUCUCUUGCUGUUGCUGCUGUCCGAGUGAACUCUAGUACUGCGACUUUCUCGACUCUAUUAAAAGAACUAAACUGUACCAUGAAAAGAAAAGAAAAACCUUCAAAAAAAGUUUGUGAAAUGUCUUAAUAUUUGAAUCAUCCCAUUACUGAAAAAAAAGAAAAGUGUUUUCCCUAUGAACAUCCCUGUUUGGAGUUAUAAAAAAAAUACAGAAAUUACUGAUCCUGGGAAAUGACAAACUUUAUAAUUACUUCUUAUUUUUUUUAUAAUUUUCCUUCUUUGUUUCCUCAACUGUGUUAACUGUAAUCUGGUUUGCAAACACUCAAAUCCCCCCCCCUCCCCAUCAGUCUCCCCCCAUCACCAGUUUCCUCCUUUACUUUUCCAUUCUAGACUCAACUCGUCUCCAUGUAACCAUGGUGACCGCCCACUGUCACUUCUUCGCCCACUCCAGAUUAUUGUAUUCUUUUAUGUUUGUAUUCUUUUAUGUCUGCCUGUACUGGGGCACUGUGUCUCUCUAUCUGCCCACUCCUGUACCGGAACAUGACCAGUGUCCUCUCUCUCUCUUCUCUCUCUUCUUUACGUUUCUUUCUUUUGAGGGGGGGAUUUGAGUCCCCCUCCCCCAUUCCCUUCCCCCCCCAUGGCAGACAUGCUUCUCCCAGUAACUUCCUGUUCUUUCUAAAUGUUAUUGUAAAGUGUUCAGUGAAUUGAAUCUAAAUAUGUGUACAUUAUCAGAGGGGAAUACAAUUGGUUAUAUACUUCUUA